This is a messenger RNA of Equus caballus (horse), 3659 nucleotides long. It is a transcript of the gene NRL, whose product is annotated as neural retina leucine zipper. Gene Ontology annotation, molecular function: RNA polymerase II cis-regulatory region sequence-specific DNA binding; DNA-binding transcription factor activity, RNA polymerase II-specific. Gene Ontology annotation, cellular component: nucleus. Gene Ontology annotation, biological process: retinal rod cell development; regulation of transcription by RNA polymerase II. The record is from RefSeq and is a predicted model, not a curated record. Lineage: Eukaryota; Metazoa; Chordata; Mammalia; Perissodactyla; Equidae.
ACCCCUCCCAAUCCAGCCCCAGAAUGGCACUGCCACCUAGCCCCCUGGCCAUGGAAUAUGUCAAUGACUUUGACUUGAUGAAGUUUGAGGUAAAGCGGGAACCCUCGGAGGGGCGAUCUGCCCCUCCUACAGCCUCACUGGGUUCCACCCCCUACAGCUCAGUGCCUCCUUCACCCACCUUCAGUGAGCCAGGCAUGGUGGGGGCCACCGAGGGACCCCGGCCAGGCCUGGAGGAGCUGUACUGGCUGGCCACCCUACAGCAACAGCUGGGGGCUGGGGAGGCACUGGGGCUGAGUCCGGAGGAGGCCGUGGAGCUGCUGCAGGGUCAGAGCCCAGUCCCUGGUGAGGGGCCCCAUGGCUACUACCCAGGGAGCCCGGAGGAGACCGGAGCCCAGCAUACCCAGCUGGCCGAGCGGUUUUCGGACGCGGCGCUGGUGUCGAUGUCUGUGCGGGAGCUAAACCGGCAGCUGCGGGGCUGCGGGCGCGACGAGGCGCUGCGGCUGAAGCAGAGGCGCCGCACGCUGAAGAACCGCGGUUACGCGCAGGCCUGUCGCUCCAAGCGGCUGCAGCAGCGGCGCGGGCUGGAGGCCGAGCGUGCCCGUCUGGCCGCCCAGCUGGACGCGCUGAGGGCCGAGGUAGCCCGCCUGGCCAGGGAGCGCGACCUCUACAAGGCUCGCUGUGACCGGCUGACCUCGAGCGGCCCCGGGUCCGGGGACCACGCCCACUUCUUCCUCUGAGCCGCUUGGGGCCGCAGAAUGGCGGAGUAGGUGGGUGGGGGGCACCACCCAGGAGGCGGCGGUACCAUUCACUAGGUGGUUACUGAGCACCUUCUGGUGCCAGACGCUCCCUUGUAUGACCACGCAAAUAUCCCCAAACUUGCUGGACCCUCAAGGCAUGCUCCGAAGUUAGAUGCUGAUCAUUAUCUGGGAAGAGGGGUGCCCUCUCACGCAGAUCGUGCACAGAAACUCUCCACCUCCCGCCCCAUCCCAAAUGACCAGGACGCUGAGAUCUGCAGAGCCAGUGCCGGGCCCUGUGUGUGUGUGUGGAGCGUGGAUGAUGGCUGGGUGACACAGUGAAUGAGGGUGCAGCUUCCCCCUCAGUUUAGAUUUUAAUUCAAGGUUUUCAACCUGUAGUGCAUUAAGGUGGUAAUUAGCAACGAGGCUGUAUUUUCAUUCGGAGGCUUGUAAUCUCCCCAUUGUAGGACUACUGCAUUUUCAAGAUUUCAAUUCCCACUAGCAAGACAGACUAGGAACUCUAUCCAAGAGGCUUUCUUCCUACGCAACCGGUGGCCUCCAAGGCCCAGAGCAGUGAAGGCCUGAGGAGCUCUGGGGAUGGCUGGUGUGGGCCGGGAGAGAACCCUGGGCAGAAGUCUGGAGACCUGGGCCCUAGUCCCAGCUGUGCCACAGGAUACCUCUGUCACCUGGAGCAAAUCCCUUGCUCCCUGUGUCUGGAUUACCUAAUCUAAUCCUCAUUUGGCUUGGAUGACUUCUGACACCUUUCCAGUCUGGCAUUUUCUUAGUGUGGGAGUCCCUAAGACAACUUCACCAAAGGGACUUGCUGUCCUACUCUAGCUUCCUGACUGCAGCUUGGGCAGUGGGUGAGCCCAUGCGCUGGUCUUCUGCUGCUCCCUCCAGGCUGCCUUGGCCUCCAAACCUGCAUAGGUGCCCCUGCUACCUCCUGCCUCUCUGAGGGCUAAGGUGAGACUUUCUCCAGCAUGACGAGGAGCUGAGAGAAUGCAGCUUUUGUGAAUUAAACUUGAAGUCCAGGCAGAACUUUACACUAUUGGUUAAAUGUUCUUGCAAUUUAAGAAGUGUUCAUUCUUUAUCCUGGCUCCAGGCUUCUGUGUGUGUGUGUGUGUAUGAGAGAAAGAGAGAGAGAGGGAACCCCCCACCUGGACUGCGUGGUGCAUCUCAGUUCUGGAGGCCCAAUGAAAAUGGGGUGGACGGGUGGGGAUUGGGCCAGAUGGAGCCUUCCCCUCCCACUACCACAGCACAGAAGCCUAGGAGCAGCAGUGACCAGCUUGGCCCGCCUAUGGCUAUCCAGAGGUCUCACAGUUGCCAUGGUAACCCAGCCCUCUGGUUCAGCAGCCUAUGGAGAGAGUGGGCGGGGAUCUGGGCAGAGCAGAGGCAUUGAACUGAGAGUAGCUACCUCACCAGCCACUGUUGUAGAUCCUCUAAGGGACACAAUAAAUGGGAGAAGCAGUGAGGCGUGGGGAAGAGCCUCCCAUAUGUCUCUCUUCCUUUCUGCCCCCCUCCAUCCACCCCCUCCCCAGCUGUCUCUUCCCAUCACAAUUCUUGUUCCCUCCUCCCCCUCCUCUAGCCCAGCUCAUCCCUCCUCCACUCAGGAGCCUGACAUGGGAGGCCUCUCCUCCAUCUCCCCCAGGAUUUCUUUCUCUUCUCCUCUCCCUUUCCCACUACUGGCCACUGGCCACCGUCUCUGGCUCUGGCUCCUCUCUCUUAGGCUCAUGGCACCUUUAGCUUCUCCUCCUUCAUGCCCUUCCACAGCAUCAUUGAAGGGGGAGGCUGGGGCAGGGAGGGUCCUUCCAGGAGCCCAGCUCUUCUUCCUCACUCUGGGUAUCACCUGUGUCCUUGCCUGCCCUCUGGAACUGCAAGCCAGACCCACCGCCGCUCUUGCACUUGACUGGCUGAGGCCCUGCACAGCACACACACGGGCAGACAUGCCCAUCCACAGGCACCCACAUCUCUACAACAAUCAGGCCACAUAUAUGGACACCUGGGUCUCAAGAUGAGGGUCACAGGGAUACACCUCACACAGAAGUUGCACACUAGUGAUUAAGACUGUGGGCACUUUGGGCAGAGGAGCCUGUGCUCAAGUUCCAGGCCUACCAGAUCUUUACUACGGGUGAGUUCAAAUCAAGCCUCACUUGCUUUGUCAGAAAAUGGGGAAAGUAAUGGUAACUACCUAGUGAGAAUGCAUGCAUUUUAAGCACUUAGCACAAAGCUUCACGCGUGCUAAAGAAGCAUGUUUGCUGCUGUCGUUAAUGUUAUUAAGAAUACACAGCUGGACUUCCUGAACCAUAAAGGCCACACUCAUGGAGAGUCAGGGAGAUGCAAGAACACACGCACACAUUCACACACCCAGGAAAACCAGGCUGCACGGACCUUAGGUGCCCCCUCUGUAUUCGUAAUUCACUAGCAGACCUGCUGCCUCCUGCAGUGCCCCCCAAUACCCCUUCUCGGCCCGCCCCACAGCUGUGUGGGGGCCGGGGUUCAGCCCCUGGGGGACUCAGCUGGGCUCCUCUGGAGACAGCUGUAAGAGGGUAUCAGCCUGCCCCUUGACAGCCCCUUAUUACCCCCCAUCUCCAGUAAUUAAUCCUCAUGGUGCCUGGGCCCCCUGGGGUUGGGAGGGGAGGGGAGGGGCUGCUCAGAUCCCACUGGCACAUAGUUGAGGUGAACCUGUAGGGACAUCAGGCUGCCUGGAAUUCUGGCUCAGAUUUUGAAAGGCGCUGGUCCUCAUUUCUUAAUGGUGUGUGUGUGGGUGCUACGGCCUGCCCACUGGGCAUCUGAGGCAUGAGGGGUAGAGGCUGAGAUGCUAGGAGUGGUUCCCUUUAUUAACAGCCAGAAAGUCAGAUUACUGAAGAAAGUCACUGAGGGGCCACAAGGUUGAAGGGUGUGGGGCCUGGAGAGAUGGGGACAGGG